This is a messenger RNA of Staurois parvus, 364 nucleotides long. NCBI's taxonomy places the organism in Eukaryota, Metazoa, Chordata, Amphibia, Anura, Ranidae. The record is from the annotation of a GenBank genome assembly.
GUUACCCAGUGCUACCCCAUAUACAUCCAUUUCAGCUCCACUUUACAAAGAUAUCCACACUGUUUAGCAUUAACCUCCCUGGCGGUAUUCCUGAGUGUAGCUCGGGGUAAGGUUUCAGUACCACAAGAGGCAACCCCGAGCUACACUCGGGCUUACCAUGCGGUGCUGCUGCGGGAUCCCUCGAUCACUUACCUUGUCCUUCGUUCCUGCUAUGUCCCUCCAGCAGUGUCCCCAGCAAUGUCCUCCGGCGCAUGCCGGCAUCUGUCAUCUAGGUUCCAUCCCCUGCAAGCGUCGGGACGUACGGGGGACAGAACAGGCAGGAAAUUUGAAAAUGUCAAAAAGUGACAUUCACUAAAUACACUAA